UGGCCGCAAGGGGCGUGGCAGCGGUCGCUCGGGGCGGCCCGGCUGAGGGAGGCAGUAGCUGCAUUUGGGAGCCCGGGGCCGAAGCCGGGAGCCCGGGCGGUGCCAUAGCGGGCCGGGAAGGACUGGGAGUCCCCCGGCCGGUCGGAGCUGCGUCAGGCCCUGGUGGGAGACGCACCUGGCUUGGAGGAGCAGGCCCCGCCCGGGACAAGAAAGAGCGCAGAGACCAGCGCCUCCCGCGACUCGAGGCCCAGAGGAGCCGGGCGGGGGCGUCUUUUCGAAACGCAGGCAGCCGAGGGCCGACGCGUUCCCCGUGGCCGGCGGGAGGGGCGGGGGCGUCGCACGGAGGUGCCUGCCUCCCUUGGUGGCCAGGCCGUCUGCUUUCGUGUCCUCCCGUGACAGGUGCUCGGUUGGUCUGUCCUGUCAGAGCGAGGUAUGACCGUUGAGAUCUCAGAAUGAGACCGAGGGUUGGUGUCUGGGACUUUUCAGGAAGCGGUUCCUUAAGGACUUAUUUGUACGUGCAAAAGUCGGCAAAAACAAGGGCCCUGGGGCCAGAGUGUCCUCCCCAGACCCCUUCCCUGACUUGUCACUCAGGCUGUGACCUUGGGCCAGGCCUAGGCCUUCAUUUUCUAAUCUGUCACAGGGAGAUGGCUGCGAUUUAGUUUUGAGGAUGCUGCAGUCAGCAGCAGGGCUGGCACCCUGUGUCACAGGUACCUUGUGGCCUUGGGAGUGUUCGCGCGCAUCUCGGCAGCUUGGGUGCUGCUUAGGCAGCUUUCUUUGCCUUGUCUGAGCAAUCUGUAGCCUUGCACCUUCCGAAUCCCACAUACUUAAGACUUGUUCUUUCCACAGUGGCUCUCCAGGGAAGAGGGAGAGGUUUUAGGCCACUGGUAAGAGCCACCAAAGGUGAAGGUUGCUUUCUUUCAGGGGUCUCCGUGCUUGGUGACACUCUGGAGAAUAGUUUUUUUGGGGGGUGCUUAUAUUGAAGGCUUGGAUUUCAUAGGCUACAUCAUCUGGACUCAGUGUUCCCUAGGUCUCGGUCUUUUCAACCUGCCCUGUUGCUUAUGAAGCUGCAUCUGUGCUUCCAGCUCUUUGUUGUUUUGUGGAGUCCCAGGGUAGCCCUGGAGAGCCUCUGUGAGGAGAGGGGAGGGAAACGUGAUUUGGCUGCUUGACUCCUUGGAGUGUUCCGUCAAUGUUAAUGCUGAUGAAGGUUGGUGGGGAGAGGCCUGGACUUUAUUCAGGUUUUGAAGAAGGUUUUGUGAAGCAGCUUUGUAAUUUGGGAGGCCUGAAGUACCCAUGGGGGGCCCUGCAAGGCAACAGGCAUCUGUCAAAAGCACACCCAAGCAAGCGAGUUGUCGACAAUGUCACACUGCUUGACACUUGGUUUCCCUAAAGAGUCCUGUGCCUCUGGAGGGCUGGGGCUGAGUUGUGACCUUGUCUGCCAGUUCACUGCACCUAGCCCAGCGCUAGGCAUCUAAUAGGUGCUUGUCUGUGCCGUGGCCUCUGCUAACUGCUGACUUUGUUUCAGGCGCUAUGCUGGGCCUUCCUACCACCUGUGUGUGGCUUGGUAGUGGCCUAGGGUCUCUCCUCCCUGCUGAAGUCCCUCUCCUGCAGGUGGCCGUCUGCCCCGCCCAGCGCCAUGCACACGCUUGUGUUCUUGAGCACGCGGCAGGUGCUGCAGUGCCAGCCAGCUGCCUGCCAGGCCCUGCCCCUGCUGCCACGCGAACUCUUCCCCCUGCUGUUCAAGGUGGCCUUCAUGGACAAGAAGACAGUGGUACUGCGCGAGUUGGUACACACAUGGCCCUUCCCGCUGCUCAGUUUCCAGCAGCUGCUACAGGAGUGUGCCCACUGCAGCCGUGCCCUCCUGCAGGAGCGGCCUAGCACUGAGAGCAUGCAAGCCGUUAUCCUGGGGCUGACUGCCCGGCUCCACACCCCAGAGCCUGGGGCCAGCACACAGCCGCUCUGCAGGAAGCAUGCGCUGCGGGUGCUGGACAUGACAGGCCUCUUGGAUGAUGGUGUGGAACAGGAUCCUGGCACCAUGAGCAUGUGGGACUGUACUGCUGCCGUGGCUCGCACAUGCAUCGCCCAGCAGCAGGGGAGCGCCACAGAGCCUGGGCCAGCCCCCAUCCCCGUGGAGGUGCGUGUGGACCUGCGGGUGAACCGGGCCUCCUAUGCCUUCCUGCGGGAGGCACUCCGAAGCAGCGUGGGCAGCCCACUGCGGCUCUGCUGCCGGGACCUGCGAGCUGAGGACCUGCCCAUGCGCAACACUGUGGCCCUGCUGCAGCUUCUGGAUGCAGGCUGCCUGCGCCGUGUGGACCUGCGCUUCAACAACCUGGGCCUGCGUGGCCUGUCUGUAAUCAUUCCACACGUGGCUCGCUUCCAGCACCUGGCCAGCCUGCGGCUCCACUAUGUGCAUGGGGAUUCAAGGCAGCCCUCCGUGGAUGGCGAGGACAACUUCCGCUACUUCCUUGCCCAGAUGGGCCGCUUCACCUGUCUGCGCGAGCUCAGCAUGGGCUCCUCUCUCCUUUCAGGGAGGCUGGACCAGCUGCUCAGCACCCUGCAGAGCCCCCUGGAGAGCCUGGAGUUGGCCUUCUGUGCUCUGUUGCCUGAGGACCUGCGCUUCCUGGCACAGAGCCCCCAUGCUGCCCACCUCAAGAAGUUGGACCUGAGUGGUAACGACCUGUCUGGCAGCCAGCUGGCACCCUUCCAGGGUCUGCUGCAGGCAUCAGCAGCCACACUGCUGCAUCUGGAGCUGACUGAGUGCCAGCUUGCAGACACCCAGCUGUUGGCCACACUACCCAUCCUGACUCGGUGCACCAGUCUCCGGUACCUUGGCCUCUAUGGCAACCCACUGUCCAUGGCGGGCCUCAAGGAGCUGUUGCGGGACUCAGUGGCGCAGGCUGAGCUGCGUACUGUGGUGCACCCCUUCCCUGUGGACUGCUAUGAGGGCUUGCCCUGGCCGCCGCCUGCCUCUGUCCUGCUGGAGGCCUCUAUCAAUGAGGAGAAGUUUGCCCGCGUAGAAGCGGAGUUGCAUCAGCUGCUUUUAGCCUCAGGCCGUGCCCAUGUGCUCUGGACCACGGACAUCUACGGGCGACUGGCUGCAGAUUACUUCAGCCUAUGAUGAAGUAGCUCUGGGUGAGACACAGGCUGUCCUGCAGUCUCUUUAGCCUUAUCCUUAUCUCUGCUGUCACCAUCCCCAGCAUGGCCACUGGGCAACAACUGCCAUCCAGCCUGCCCGCAGGGUGGCCCCGUGUGCACUGCUGGCCAGUCCUUGCUCUUCCCACCUUUCGGAGGCCCAAGAUCCUACCGUGGCCGGCCAGGGCCAGCGAGGGACCCCCCUGCAGAGCUGGAGGUUGGGGUGAUGUCUUUUUGGAAGAACUUCAAGGGAGGUGUUGGGGCCUCCCUGGCCACCUUCCAUUGCUACCCCAGGAUUCCCGAGUGCAACGCUCCCGGUGCGCGUCCCACAGACGGCUCACCGCACACUGCGCGGCUUCCACCUUUACUGACGGAGCAUGUGCGCGGCCGCGCCGGCCAAUCCCCGGCGCCCACGUCAUCUGCCCGCGCCCGCCGCCCUAGCAAUGGAUCUCGUAGGCGACUGGCGGGGGCACGCGGAGUCCCGGCCCCGCCCCCUCUGCUGGUCCGCAGUCCGCCGGCGCCUCCGCCGGACCCUCGGCGAAGAGCGGCUUGGAGCGGUUGAUAACGAACAUCUCGUGUCCGCGCUCGUCGCGGAGCUCCUCUAGCUGUGCGAACGUGCAGGGGCCGUCCGAGUAGUCGUUGACGAACAGCGCGCCCUCCCCCGGUGGCCCCCGCGCCUUUUUUCGCCUGCGGCGCCGGCGACAGAUCAUGGCGACCAGGAGCAGCGCCGUGAGCGCCAGCAGCGCGAUGGCCGCCGCAAUGGCCGUCUGCGUGGCCAGGCCCAGGGCGCGGAAGGCCAUGCUUCCCGCCUCGGGCCGGGGCUCGCGACCAGCGGGGCGGGCGGCCGGAGGUGGCGGUUGCGCGGGCUGCUGCGGCUGCUGUCGGGACGCGUUGACCAGGAGUCGGAAGGGCACGCGGGCAGCGCCACCAGCAUUGGAGGCCUCGCACUCGUACUUGCCGGCAUGGGCCAGCGUGAUGUUGCUGAGGAAGAGCAUGCCGCUGCCCGUGUCGGAUGCCGAGUGUCCGCCCAGGCCCGGCGCCCCGCCUUCUAGCUGGGCCUGGGCUUGCGGCCGGCCCUCGCGAGGCUGGGGCACCUUUCUCCAGGUCACCAAUGGCUGCGGGUAGCCGGAGGCUUGGCAGGCAACCCGCAGGUCCUCACCCAGGUUGGCUGUGAGCUCCAGCGGCUGCACGUGGACAGAGGGCGGAAUGCAGAUGAGGCUGCUGUGGGAUACGUCCAGGAGACUCUGGAGCGCCAGGCGCGGGGGCUCUGCACACAUAAUCUUCCUGUCCCUGGAGGUGAGCAGCCGCUGGCCGCCCUCCUUGAUCCAGGCACCCAGCCAGUGCAGGGCGCAGUCACAGCGCCAUGGGUUCUCUGUGGGAGAGCAGCAUCAGGCAGGUGGCUUGAGGAUGGUGCUACAACACAGCCUGUGCAGUUGGGGUUCUGCGGGCCAGGGCAGGGGCCUCUUUCCCACCUACCACAGCCUUUUCACACGGAGUCCAAGGCCCCUGCCACCCCUUCCUUCACCCCAAGCUCCUUGGGGCGGCAGCAGCCCUUCACCCCCGCCCCGCCCCCCUCCGCUUUAGCUCUGUGAUGCCUGUUACAGAUCACUUCUGCGUCAGUCUCUGAGAAAGCACCUGCUCCUCAAAUCUUCCUGCAACAAGUGCCACUGUUUUUAGGAACCUGGGCUUCCACAUAGGCAUCUCACCAGCACUGAAACCUCACAAGUCCUCUCAGCCUUGUCUUUGGAUGUCCUCUCGGGAAUGUCCCCAGUCCUGAUCAGCUGUCUCUCUCCUUUGCAAUUUUUGCCUCCCCUCUGAGGGCCUAAAAGUGUACAGAAUCCUCAACUCUGUUAAGUCACCCUGUGGGGUUCCUGUCUUGUCUUCCUCAGGCAGGAUGCCUGAGCUGUAUCCCCCAACACGCCCAUUCCCGCAGCCCUCCACUGUGGCUGCAGGCGGUGGUGCGGCCCUCCAGACUGCUGCCCAGUUGCCUGCUAUCAAAGCCCCUCCACACAUGAGCCUGUUCCCUACUGCCACCACCUGGCCAAGACAGAGACACUUUCCGAGGAAGAGGUACCUGUGAGGCGCAGGACUUGCAGACUGGCCAGGGGCUGCAGCGCCUCUCGGCUGAUGGUACCCAGCUGGUUCCUGCUGAGGUCCAGCAGUGCUAGGGAGGACAGCCCCGCUAGAGCCUGGUCCUCCAGCAGCUCAAUGCUGUUUUCUUGCAGGUGAAGCUCCUGCAGUCGCUGAAGUAGGGACAGCAGAUCGUGAGGAAAAAGGGCGCCGAGGUUGGGGGCAUGCCCCCCCUUCUUACCAAGCUACACUACGUUGCCUUUUCUAACUACUCCUGCCCUACAGGGCGAGCGGCCAUAAUGGAGUCUCCCGCCCCUUCAGACCCCAGGCGCUCACCGGCAGGUGCAAGAAGGUGAAAUCCAGCAGCCGCGCCAGCUGGUUGCCCGCCAGGUAGAGCACGCGCAGCUGGGCCAGGCCUGCGAAGGCGCCGCUGCGCAAGGCGCGCAGCCGGUUGCUGGUGAGCGCCAGCUCCAGCAGGCGCGGCUGCGCGCGGAAGGCGCCGGCCUCCAGGGCGCGCAGGCUGUUGUUGUGCAGGUAGAGCCGCCGCAGAGCGGCGAGCGGCGCCAGGGCUCCUGGCUCCAGGCGCGCGAUGUUGUUGUCCUGCAGGAACAGUGUCUGCAGGCCGGGGAAAGGGGAGGCGCUUACCCCGCUGCGGGGGUCUUCUCCCUGGGGGCACCCUGUCCUCCCGCAGCUCCACACAGUGCCCACCUGCGUCCCUGGCGGGAUUCCCAGCGGGACGACACGCAACCGCAGGGCGCCGCACUCCACUGUGGCGCUGUAGCAGCGACAGGCUGCUGGGCAGCCAGCGGUGCGGGGCGGCAGUAGUAGCAGCAGCAGCAGCAGCAGCAGCGCGGGGGCCCCCGGGGCCAUCUCCCGAGGCCCAGCUCCUCACCGGCCCUUCCGCGGUUCAGCCGCGGACGCGUGACCUCCUGAAACACAGGUUGGCAGGCCAGUCUCGGCAGUCGAGAGCCAGCCAAUAGAUGGAAUGGAGGCCUGCACCUGCGUCUAACUUUUGACACUAUAAAUCGGUUCAAGAAACUAAUAAAACGUUUGGUUUUCUCCUUUGA
Molecule: messenger RNA, 6266 nt
Organism: Cercocebus atys (sooty mangabey)
Lineage: Eukaryota; Metazoa; Chordata; Mammalia; Primates; Cercopithecidae
Gene: LRRC14
Product: leucine rich repeat containing 14
Exons: 4
Coding region: 1634-3115 (493 amino acids)
Cellular component (GO): cytoplasm
Molecular function (GO): kinase binding
Source: RefSeq, a predicted model, not a curated record